AUGAAAACCAAACCUAAAACAGACCAAAAACAAAUCAUCAGUUUAGUAGGAUCCACCACAAUUGUUUCAGAUUACUUUCAUUAUGCUCUCAAUACAAUCCUUUUCCAACGUUCGAUUUAUGAUCAAAACGAUUUUAAAAUGAUUAAGAAAUUCGGUUUACAAAUGAUGUUGAUUGAAGAUUCGAAUAUCUUGGAUUAUUUAAAUAAAAUUAAUUCUCAACUUAAACUUUGGUUACUUUCUGGUCAACUUUCUAAAUUGGUGUUAGUUAUUCAAAGAAAAGAUAAUGGAGAAACGAUAGAAAGAUGGGAAUUUGAUGUAACCAUUGAAGAAACUGAAACUGAAGACUCAUCAAAUCAAGAACCUAAAGAACCUAAAGAACCUCAAGAACCUAAAGAAAACCAAGAAAACCCGAUUCUUAAAAAAUCAAAGCCCAAAUCGCUAACCGAAAUCCAAAGCGAAAUCCAACAAAUCAUUCGACAAAUCAUUGCAUCAGUUUCAUUUUUACCAAUCUUUGAAUUUCCAAGAACUUUUAAGGUUUUGGCUUAUACUCAUGAUUUGAAAGAUGAUUUAGAUGAAUGGAAAGAUAGUGAAGCGUUUGAUAUUACAGAAGGAUCUGAACGAGUUAAAUUGAAAUCAUUUUCAACUUCAUUACAUAAAGUUGACACUGCAGUUAACUAUAAGUUGAGUGUUUGA
Melampsora larici-populina 98AG31 is the source of this 693-nucleotide messenger RNA. RefSeq lists its product as uncharacterized. The transcript is spliced from 4 exons. The record is from RefSeq and is a predicted model, not a curated record. Gene Ontology annotation, cellular component: kinetochore; nucleoplasm; cytoplasm. Gene Ontology annotation, biological process: mitotic spindle assembly checkpoint signaling. Bases 1 to 693 code for a protein of 230 amino acids. Lineage: Eukaryota; Fungi; Basidiomycota; Pucciniomycetes; Pucciniales; Melampsoraceae.